This is a messenger RNA of Cladocopium goreaui, 1507 nucleotides long. NCBI's taxonomy places the organism in Eukaryota, Dinophyceae, Suessiales, Symbiodiniaceae. The record is from the annotation of a GenBank genome assembly.
GUUUUUGGCUUCAAAGCACAGCUGUCUGGCGUUUUUUUUUCACAUGGCUUCUCCGGCACCUGCUCCGCCAAAUGAUGCCGACACGAACUUGAUGUUGGACAUGCUGGCAAAGUCGAACUUGCCACAGGAGCAAGUGGCACAUCUGAGAUCGGAACUAGAGAAGGCCAAGAAGCCCAAGAGGAAAGACAUGCAGGACUACUCCAUGUUUGGGUUGUACCUCCCCGACAAGCUGUGGCAGAAAGCGUUGAACCCAAAAGAAGACCAGAUGAGUGUGUUGGAUUCUGUGGUGACCCACCUGGCUGAGAAGAUGGGCUUGCGGUGUCCUCAUGAGCUCACUCAAGGUACCUUGUGCGGUUUGCUGGUUUGCACUAUGGAGGCGCUCCAGAAGGAGAAACAUAAGGAGCCACUCGCCUUGCGUGCAUUCUUCUUGACUGUGAAAAGUCGUGUCGCAACACGCCUUGGAAAGUAUAGGAAGGUUGCGCAACCUGAAGGCUGUGACUACAUGACGGUGUUGCCCUCCAACAGAGAUGAGCUACCGGCUGGCUACCAGCAGCUGGGUUUGGAGUUCUCAGAGCCCAAGGUUCCCUUGUCAGAGAUCCUGUCGGUUGCAAACGACAUAGUCUACAGGAAGAAUGGGAAGUCACUGCAAGUUUUUCCUGUUCCAAACGACCCCAUGCAGGCUUUGCAGGGCUUUAUGGCUAUGCCAUGGGUGGCAGGAUUGAUGGCGUCUUUUCGACAGAUGUCGCAGCCUGAGAUUCCUGUGCACAUGCUCCCGAAGCCAAAAAGUGCUGUGCAAAGCCUCUUGGACCGCGCCAACUCAGGGACUCCGGCAGUGGCUUCGGCAGCCCAGCCUGCUGUGCCUUUGGCCUUGGAAGACAAGCGGGCAGACAAGCCGCAGAACCUGGACGUCUUGCCUCCGUCGUCGGUUCCAGCUCCAGAGCAUCAGGUGGUUCCAGUUCCAAAGCCUGAGCCGGUUCUAGCUCCAUCGGUUCCAGUUCCAUCCCCAGAUGGUCCAAUGAGUUUGGCUGCAAGCAUGGAUCGCUUGAAGGCGGCUACCAACCACGUUGAUUCCGCACAUGAUGAGAAGAAGCCGCCUCCCAACCGCAAGACCUUGAAGCGGCCAGCGUCCAUCUUGCAGAAAUCCAUGAAGAGACCUGCAGGUUCCAGCAGUUCACAGGUUCAGCUGAAACGUCCGCAUGGCAAAGCCGCUCUGAAGGCGACUUCUUCCAAACCGAAGGCUGUGGCUCAUUUUGUUCUUGGGUCUUUCUCGCUCUUAGUCCACUGCGGUUGUCCGCGUGGAUCUCCAAUUUCCUUAACACGCAUCUUUAGUAUUACCGUCCGCUCUUCAAAUCCAUGGAAGGCCAUGAAGAUGACCGACUUGAAAUCCAAAGUGUUGAAGCUCGUGCCGAAGAAGCUUUUGAAGGAUUACCGUUUUGGGUGCUCUUCGUGCCGCUACGUUUCCUAUUGCACACCGUCGUGCUGGGCAAAGCGAGGCUUUUCCCUGUGA